AUGAUCAUGCAAGAUACGUGGCAGGCUCGCGUCGGGUGGGACGAAUCGUUGCCGCAAGAUUUGCAUCAGCGAUGGCGGAACGUAAAACAACAAUUGACGCGCCUUCGCGAAUUACGUGUGCCGCGUUUUGUCGGAUUUCGGGCGGACGCGCGCAAAUCACAGGUACACGGCUUUUGUGACGCGAGCGAGCGUGCGUACGGCGCGUGCGUAUACAUAAGAACGCGCGAUUCCGACGGAUACCGGGUGGAACUUUUAAUUUCCAAAUCACGAAUAGCACCAAUUAGAGCAGUUUCGUUAACGCGGCUAGAAUUGAAUGCCGCGUUACUGCUAUCACAUUUAAUCGAGAAGAUUCGCGCAUCGGUUGAUUUAUCAAAAUCAGAGAUAAUUUUAUGGACGGAUUCCACAAUUACUAUACAAUGGAUAUCGUCGCCGUCGCGUAAAUGGAACGCUUUCGUGGCCAAUCGCGUUGGCGAAAUUCAGCGCCUUACCAGGAGAUCAAGUUGGCGGCACGUGCCGUCCGCUCACAAUCCCGCGGAUAUAUUAUCGCGCGGCGUCGACCUGGCGGGCUUAAUGCAAUCGACAAUUUGGUGGAACGGACCUGCAUUCCUGCAGUUAACUGAGGAACAUUGGCCGGUCAAAUUGUGUGUCGACUUGUCGGGCGAGUUACCGGAACAAAAAAGGGUAACCGCAGCGGCGAUAUCCAUACAACAAUCGAUUGUACUAAAUUUGUUGGACAAACAUUUCAAUUUAGACAGGGCAUUGCGAAUCAUCGCUUACUGCCUGAGAGUAGCGCGUUCGCGUACGAUCAAAUAUCAGACAACGUUUAUUUCGCAUCACGAAAUAACAGUAGCUCUGCGAGUCGCGGUGAGGUGCGUACAGAGACAUGCCUUUUCAAGGGAACAUAAACAGUUGACCGAGGGUCGGAACGUUGACGGCGGAAGUCGGAUUCUGUCAUUGACUCCGUUUAUGGAUGAACACGAGAUCAUUAGAGUGGGGGGCCGAAUAAGCAAUGCAGCAUUGCCAUACGACGCGCGACAUCCCAUGCUAUUGCCGAAGAGUCACCGAUUGACAACCUUAAUCAUACAGCGAGAGCAUGUAAAAAAUUUGCAUUCAGGCCUACAGGCCACAAUGCAUGCGGUGCGUCGACGAUUUUGGCCUCUGGCGGCGCGUUCGGCUGUCCAAAAAACAAUUCACAAUUGCGUAACCUGCUUCAAGUGUAAGCCGGCUGUAUCGCAAGCAUUAAUGGCAGAUUUGCCCGCGCAACGCGUGACGGCUUCGAGACCGUUCACGCAUAGCGGCGUAGAUUAUGCCGGACCCAUACUCUUGAAAGAGGGCAAGAGACGUAAUGCCAAAUUACACAAGGCGUAUAUGUCGGUGUUCGUUUGUUUCUCGACCAGGGCCGUACAUCUCGAAAUUGUAACCGAUUUAACAUCGGAAGCGUUCCUUGGCGCCUUUAAACGUUUUAUAUCGCGUAGAGGCAAGCCGGCAUGUGUAUAUUCAGAUAACGGCACUACGUUUGUCGGCGCGCGCAAACAAAUAAAGGAGUUGUAUGACUUGAUCAACGACGACGACACGCAGUUUGCGAUACGGCGUUUUAUGCGAGAUAAUGAAAUCAAUUGGCAUUUCAUACCGCCCCACGCUCCACAUGUCGGGGGCCUGUGGGAGGCGGCCGUGAAGUCGGCGAAAUUUCAUAUUAACCGAAUAGUAGGUAACGCGAAUCUCACAUAUGAAGAGAUGCAAACCGUGUUAUGCGAGAUAGGAGCGAUUUUAAAUUCGCGACCGUUGACCCCGUUAAGCGAAGAUCCAAACGAUCUGCAUUGUAUUACGCCGGGACAUUUCUUGAUUGGUGCAGCGCUAAACAGUUUCCCAGUUGCAGAUCUUACGAAGGAGAAUCCGGGCCGACUACUGCGAUGGCAACGCGUAGAACAGCUUUGGCAACACUUUUGGAAACGUUGGAGCGCCGAAUAUUUACAUACUCUAAUCGAGCGACAAAAAUGGAGGGCUAGCAGGGGCCAGCAAUUGAAAAUCGGUCAGCUCGCCAUGGUGCAGCAACCAGGCUUGGGGCCGCUGCAGUGGUUAAUAGGCAGGGUGCAACAACUUCAUCCGGGCCCUGACGGUAUUGCAAGGACGGCCACAUUAAGGACCGCAAAGGGUCAAUUAACAAGGCCGCUAACGAAGCUAGCUAUCCUUCCGAUAGACGAGGCACCUGCCGAUUGA
This is a messenger RNA of Nylanderia fulva, 2217 nucleotides long. RefSeq lists its product as uncharacterized. Gene Ontology annotation, biological process: DNA integration. NCBI's taxonomy places the organism in Eukaryota, Metazoa, Arthropoda, Insecta, Hymenoptera, Formicidae. The record is from RefSeq and is a predicted model, not a curated record. Gene Ontology annotation, molecular function: nucleic acid binding.